AUGAGCCGUCCUAUCGUUAUUUCUGGUCCCAGUGGCACUGGUAAGUCUACUCUUUUAAAGAAAUUGUUUGCUGAGUACCCAGAUACUUUUGGGUUCUCAGUCUCUUCGACCACCAGAAAGCCAAGACCUGGCGAAAUCAACGGCGUACACUACAACUUCGUGACGGUCGAUGAGUUCAAGAGAAUGAUUGAGAAUAACGAGUUCGUCGAAUGGGCACAAUUUUCCGGAAACUACUACGGAACGACUAUUGCUUCCGUGAACGAGGUGACGAAGUCAGGUAAGAUUUGCAUUUUGGACAUUGAUAUGCAAGGUGUCAAAUCUGUUAAGAAGACAAACUUGAAUGCGAAGUUUGUUUUCGUUGCUCCACCAUCCAUCGACAGUCUUCGCGAGAGGCUGACUAGCCGUGGUACUGAGACCGAGGAAUCCAUUCAAAAGCGUUUGGAUGCCGCUACCGCGGAAAUGGACUACGCAAAAACCGGAGCUCAUGAUGAAACGAUUGUUAAUGACGACUUGGAUACUGCAUACGCGGAGCUCAAGAAGUUCAUUUUUACCAACUAG
Molecule: messenger RNA, 558 nt
Organism: Lachancea fermentati
Lineage: Eukaryota; Fungi; Ascomycota; Saccharomycetes; Saccharomycetales; Saccharomycetaceae
Source: the annotation of a GenBank genome assembly